UGCCUCCCAAUCUCUGCCACUGCACCUGCGCCAACUAAUCCAUCCUCUUUUCCCUACCCAUUUCAUAGAAUGUCUCUGUGUUUUGGUCUGUCUAUGGGGCACAAUGGACGGCUAUCAUGAUCUCCCCGAAGUACCUCGUUCGGAGCCCGUUUUCCCUCCCUCAUCACAGGAGAUUCCUUCCUCUCCACCCUCAAUAGCCUCCGAUGUUGGCUUCAGACGCAAGCCCAGAAAGCCUCCUCCGGUCACCCCACGCUCAUUCAAGAGGUUCUUCACACCUCGGUCUAUGCUAAAUGGCGUCAAUAACAACAAUGCGAGCUCGGUCAGGACCAACCGCCAGGCACUCAAGACGCUCAGCUCCCCCGCUGUCAACCGCCUAGGUCCGGCCUUCACGAAGACCUUGAAGGCCAUUGAGCACACAUCUGAAUCCCCAGAGUUGAUACGGACCCCGAGCAAGAGAAGGAAGCUUUCCUUCUCCUCCAUUGGCUCUUCUCUACAAUCGUCACCCCUCAAAGAGGUCCAUGUCAGGGAGUCAAUUAAUUACGAUCAAGAAUUAGGCGCCCCGGUCCGAAAAAUCGAAUUAAAUGUGAGCAGCAUUCCGGAGCAUGAGCCUAAGGUCAGCACCUUCACCUCCAAACCUCCUCGACAGGUUCCUCCUGUUCGUCGGUCCAAGGCACUACAAACUUCGGGCGCGCUAUACAUGCGGAGUGUAAUGGAAAAUCGCGCGAAUCGAGUAACCAUGCGAGCAAACUCUGGGGCUGGCUGGCAGGAUAUGACCUCGAAUUUCUACUCCCGCCCAAGUGACAGCCACAACUGCGCGAGCGUUGCCGGAGACCGUUAUGUUCUCCCGUUCUGCACGGCAUCCUGCAAUACCAAUAGUCUUGUUGCUGUGGGUGACGAGGAAGGUGGUAUCAGAUUACUGGAUUCUGCCAAAGACGACAAGAGCGGGUUUUCGCAAGCAUACCUUACCUUCCGUCCACAUAUGAACUCAAUCAUGGACCUGGAAUUUUCAUCUGAUGAUCUACUACUCGCAACAGCCUCUGGCGACCAGACUGCGCUUGUUGUCGAUAUGACCACCCAAACUCCGGUUUAUUGUCUCUCGAACCACGUCUCCUCAGUCAAGCGAGUUCAAUUCCAGCCAGCGGCUAACAACAAGGUUCUGGCGACUUGCAGCAGAGACGGCAAUGUCAACAUUUGGGACCUUCGAUGCAAAGGUUUCGAUAAACCAUGCCUGCAAGUGCAGUGCUCGCUUGAGUCCGCGUCAGAGCCCACUACUUCCCCUAUCUCCUCAAAAACAACGUUUCCCCAGGUCAUGAACACUAUUCAUGGCGCGCAUGCUUGGAUGCCACAGACGCAUACAGUGCCAGGAUUAGAACCCCAAACUCGCCGCUCCGAUAUCACCGUGACUUCACUAGCCUUCCUUCCUCCCGGCCGCGAGAACCUAUUCGUCACUGCCUCCGAGGCCAACGCCUGCGUACGACUAUGGGAUCUGCGUACGACACAUCACAACCGUCGUAACCGGCCUGUCCUCCCUCUUUCUACCACUCGAGAACCCGAGAGCCACGCCAAGUACAGGCGCUUUGGUCUUACAUCGAUGACUUUCGGCGGAGACGGCUCCCGACUUUAUACCCUAUGCCGCGAUGGCACCGUUUAUACAUACUCAACCUCCCACCUAGUCCUUGGCAAUGCCCCAGAGCUUUCCCUCAACAACGACCGCCCACGCCGCUCGGGGGGCUCCGACAAGGAAGGCCUCGGUCCCCUCUACGGCUUCCGCCACCCUCGUCUGCAGGUUUCCUCCUUCUACGUUAAAGUCGGGGUUCGUAAAGCCGCCGGCGAUAAACCUGAAAUGCUCGCCGUCGGAAGCAGCGAUCGCUGCGCCGUUCUCUUCCCCACAGACGAGAGAUUCCUUUCGAACCCAUCCGCAAGCUCCACCCCACCGGAGACCGACUCACUACCCAGCACCCCAAACUCCACCCGCUCCGGCCUCCUCCGCCGCACCAACUCAGGGGCCGGCCUGUCCGGCCGACUCGAAGACACCAUCCCCAUCUACCAGUCCGGUACUCCUCUAGUCGAAGGCCACGCCAAAGAAGUUUCAGCCGUAUCCUGGACCGUCGACGGCGAACUCGUCACGGUCAGCGAUGACUACAGCGCGCGUUGCUGGCGGGAAGGCCCCGAAGCUCGGGAUCUCCGUACAAGCGGAGAGACCGAGGGCAAGAGGUGGCGCUGCGGCUGGGCGCAAACGCAAGACUCGUAUGACGACGAAGACGAAUGAAUUCCUGAUUUCCUUGACCUACCUCUUUAUUUUGAACGUUGAACUCUUCCCAGCGCUUUCACACAUUCUUGUUUCCCUGCUCGUGUCGUGCAUUCUAUGGUGUUUAGGCCUAUAUCAAGGUGUAUGUGUUUUAGCGGGUGUUUUUGUUCAUUUGGUUUGUCCUAUUCCUGUUCUUCGAGAACCUGUUAUCAUGCUGUUCUCCUUUAUGAAAGCGUGUUGUUUGUUGUAAAGCGGAGGGCCGCGGGAGAGGAGGUUUUGUUUCGGGUAGUUGAGGGGUGCGUACAACCUGCUGUCGAUAAUGAAAGCU
Aspergillus homomorphus CBS 101889 is the source of this 2576-nucleotide messenger RNA. Its product is annotated as WD domain protein. Gene Ontology annotation, molecular function: protein binding; protein-macromolecule adaptor activity. The record is from RefSeq and is a predicted model, not a curated record. Lineage: Eukaryota; Fungi; Ascomycota; Eurotiomycetes; Eurotiales; Aspergillaceae. Gene Ontology annotation, biological process: proteasome-mediated ubiquitin-dependent protein catabolic process. Bases 104 to 2269 code for a protein of 721 amino acids. The transcript is spliced from 3 exons. Gene Ontology annotation, cellular component: nucleus.